AUUUAUAAAUACAUAUAUAUAUAAGUGACAGUCAAACAUGGCCAUCAACACGGACGCAGACUUCCAGAAGUCCAACUUGGGUGAGGGCGGAGGAGGCGCGCAGCCCGCGGACUUCCAGGAGACGGAGAAACUCCUGGCGGUGACCACGGAGCCCGGCAGGGACGGGAUGAAGAUGUCCACCUCGUUCUCCGUGCACACGGGCGGGGACGGGGGUCCCGAGGCCGACCAGAACGGGCACGGCAUCGCGCUGAGGUCGGGCUCCGCGGGGCAGCUGGCCGCGGCCGCGCCGCUGUCCCCGUCCCGGGUCAGCCUGAGCCGCUCCUCCACCGGGAACGCCGCCGUGCCGGAGAGCCCCAAGCCCCGGGACUACCUCAUCCUGGUCAUCCUCUCCUGCUUUUGCCCCGUGUGGCCCGUCAGCAUCGUGGCGCUGGUCUACUCCAUCAUGUCCAGAAACAGUCUGCAGGCCGGGGACAUAGACGGGGCCAGGAGGCUCGGCCGACUGGCUCGUCUGAUCAGUAUCGUGUCCAUGGUGCUGGGAGUGGUCAUCAUCGUAGUCUACACCUCAGUCCAACUCUCAGGUGCACACUGACCCAGGAGACCUGAGAGGGGGGAAAAAAACUAAAAUCUGACGUCAAACGCAAACCCCACAUGCAACAAACACGACCAUUCCAAAAGAAAAAAAAUCAAAUAUGAUCUAACUUGAUGUUACAUGAUCAACUUCAGACAUCAAAAGCAGGCACGUAAUAUGAGAUGGUGUCGCAACAAGUAAACAAAUGAAAAAAUAUCUAUCUAUAUCAUUCAGAGAUGCAUGCAUUAAAAUCCAGUAACAUUUGCUUGACAAGAUAUCCUGAUGCAAACAGUUCAGGUUCAAACAGAGGGAAAAGUGAAUUCAGAUGUGUGCGUGUAGUCAGUGGGAGGGUCCAAAAUGUUUCUUUCGGGAACAUGGACUUCCUAAAAUGAAGAGGAAGAAUUGUGUUUGUGGAGAGAACUUUUUUAUGUUUGCGAUGGGGCUCCUUUGAAACGAUUCUGGAUUUGUCUUAAUACUGCAGACAGCUGCAUAUAAUCCUCAUAUACUCCUUACUGGACCUCUCGUAUUUAAAACGUAUACAGCUACAAAUGUAUUUGAAAUAUGGAUAUAAAUAUACAUUGUACAAGUACAUUUUAUAAGAUGUUUGUAUGCCAAGUGGUACAUGGUUUGUCAAGACUGUUACGGCGGCUGCUUCUUCAGCACUUGGAUUAUCAGCGAAAAGGGGCAGGGGACACAAAUUCUCAAUUUAUGUUGUGUAUAAUUUUAUUUUUCCAGUCUAAAGAACAAAAAAUGAGAACAACUGCAUGCCUGAAUGUACAUCGCCAGUGUUUUGCCUUCUUUUAGACUGUUAUUUGUUUUCUAUAUUGAGGCGCUGACAGGUUUGCACAAUGGAUUUGUGUACAUUUAAGAGAAGUACUGCAGGACACAUGAGGACUGUGAUGUAAUGUUGAACACCCUCCACAUCUCCACGAUCUCUUCACCUCGCUUUGCCCAAGCAGAGACUGAAAGGCAUGCCAAACCUCGCUGUCAUGUUCACCACAAACCCAAACUUAGUGACUGCUGUCCAUCUUUAGCCGAGUCUCUGUUCCUUCACCUCAUACCUUUACAAUCCUUUUUACAUUUUCCACCUUUCUAUGUGGUUUCUGCACAUUUUCCAUUACCAUUCUUACAUUGCUAUACACUGACUGUUAAAAUCUAUGGUUUUACUGAUUUUUCUUUUCCUUCUUGUCAUGGUAUGAAAUGUAUUUAUAUGAAAACGUAUAUAUGCAACAUGUAGGCAUGCUACGGGCCAAACGGGCUAAUGUGCACUUAUUUUUGUAAAUGAACAGGUCUAGAAGUUUGUGUAAGAGUAAAUCACAUUUUAAAAAAAAGCUUUCCUUAAAACCCAAGUAUGGCAAAUUCUCUGCAUUCAUAACUACUGUAAGUGCAUUUAUUUCCACCUUCAUUAACACGCAACUGUGGUAUUGACUUCUGACAGUCUUAUGCUCCAAGCACAUUUGUCAAAUACUUUGUUUUUGUUCGGACAUCCUUUCAAAUUUUCUCCAUUGCAAAAUUGAAAUCAGACAUCUGGAUAAAAUACAGUGAAAAAAAAGGUGCAGUUUGAGUUUCAAAUGUUAAGGGCUCAUAUGAAAAGAAGCCCCAGCAACACAAAGCAGCUAAUGUGCUCACUUUACACCAACAGCCUGUCAAUUGUUAACACCGUUCAGCACAUUGAUUUGUUCCAAAUGUGCUUUUAUUGCAAUCAUUCAGUCACAGCUGUACAGAAAUAUCACCCAAAUACCUAAAAGCAGCAAAAUCCAAAGAUUUCCCAUGUUUACUGAUGCAGGCUACUGCUCUGGUGUUCAUUUCUGCAUCUGUGGCCACGAGCCAAACGCUGCUCUGCAAGUAAAACAGAUUAAAGCUUCCUGUCAUUUCCGUUUCUUUUCCAGUACUCGGUAUGUGGCAGUUUUCAUCUCUGUGGUGUAAAUUUUGCAUGUCUGGAAUAAAAG
This is a messenger RNA of Cololabis saira (Pacific saury), 2517 nucleotides long. RefSeq names its product trafficking regulator of GLUT4 (SLC2A4) 1a (gene trarg1a). The coding region runs from base 38 to 589 and encodes 183 amino acids. The transcript is spliced from 3 exons. Lineage: Eukaryota; Metazoa; Chordata; Actinopteri; Beloniformes; Belonidae. Gene Ontology annotation, cellular component: membrane. The record is from RefSeq and is a predicted model, not a curated record.